Trichechus manatus latirostris (Florida manatee) is the source of this 1760-nucleotide messenger RNA. It is a transcript of the gene ILKAP, whose product is annotated as ILK associated serine/threonine phosphatase. The record is from RefSeq and is a predicted model, not a curated record. NCBI's taxonomy places the organism in Eukaryota, Metazoa, Chordata, Mammalia, Sirenia, Trichechidae. Gene Ontology annotation, molecular function: protein serine/threonine phosphatase activity; cation binding. The transcript has 15 exons. Gene Ontology annotation, cellular component: cytosol; nucleus. The coding region runs from base 1 to 1644 and encodes 547 amino acids. Gene Ontology annotation, biological process: positive regulation of canonical Wnt signaling pathway; negative regulation of canonical NF-kappaB signal transduction; peptidyl-threonine dephosphorylation.
AUGCUGAAAGAGACCUGCGGGCAGAAGUGUGUCCACGCUGGCCAAGCCACCACAGGGCGGGAAGCUGAGAACAAAUCCCUGCGGCUGGCUGUAAACAGGAGGCAGUCCAUUGGGAAAUUCUACCACCUGCAGGGGGAAGUGGGCCUCUGCCUUAAGGAGAAAGCCACCCCAGAGGAGGCAGGCAUUUCCUGGCAAGGACUGAGGCUGUUGGGACAGUUCUUAUCCCUCCCAGGUUCUGAGGAGGCAGGAGACUUCCUGCUUCAGCACCUCAGUGCCCGGCUGCAGUGUGACGAGGGCUCCUCAGUACUGCGGGUCCUGCCAUCCAUGUCAUCAUCUGGUCACUCUUCUGUCACCCUGCUGGAGGGCCAUGGGAGCUGGCCCCCGGCCACCGCAAACGGGAACUUUGCGCAUGCGCCCGCGUCGCCCCGCCCAUCACCGGCGCCCCGUUCCCCGCGCGCAGGACUCUGGGGCGGCCGGACACGUCGCGCGCCGAUUGGCGGCGCUCCGGGCCGGCCCCCCGGGAAAGACGCUCAGAAGGGACCUCUGCUCUUCGACGACCUCCCUCCGGCCGGCAGUACUGACUCAGGGCCAGGGGGACCUUUGCUUUUUGAUGAUCUCCCACCUGCUGGCAGUGGUGAUUCAGGUUCCCUUGCCGCUCCGAUAGCCCUGGUGGUAAAGAAUGAAGGGAAAGGAGCCAAGAGAAAAUCCUCUGAAGAAGAGAAGAAUGGCGGUCAAGAGCUUGUGGAAAAGAAAGUUUGUAAAGCCUCUUCCGUGAUCUUUGGCCUGAAAGGCUACGUUGCUGAGCGGAAGGGCGAGCGGGAGGAGAUGCAGGAUGCCCAUGUCAUCCUGAACGACAUCACUGAGAAGUGCCGGCCCCCAUCGUCCCUCAUUGCUCGCGUUUCAUACUUUGCUGUUUUUGAUGGACAUGGAGGAAUUCGAGCCUCGAAAUUCGCCGCACAGAAUUUGCAUCAGAACUUAAUCAGAAAGUUUCCGAAAGGAGAUGUAGUUAGUGUCGAGAAAACCGUGAAGAGAUGCCUCCUAGACACUUUUAAGCACACCGAUGAGGAGUUCCUUAAACAAGCUUCUAGCCAGAAGCCUGCCUGGAAAGAUGGGUCCACUGCCACGUGUGUUCUGGCUGUAGACAACACUCUUUAUAUUGCCAACCUCGGAGACAGUCGGGCCAUCCUGUGCCGCUACAAUGAGGAGAGUCAGAAACAUGCAGCCCUGAGCCUCAGCAAAGAGCACAAUCCCACCCAGUAUGAGGAGCGGAUGCGGAUACAGAAAGCUGGAGGGAACGUCAGGGACGGGCGCGUCUUGGGUGUGCUGGAGGUGUCCCGUUCCAUCGGGGACGGGCAGUACAAGCGCUGUGGGGUCACUUCUGUGCCUGAUAUCAGACGUUGCCAGCUGACCCCCAAUGACAGGUUCAUUCUGCUGGCCUGUGAUGGUCUCUUCAAGGUCUUCACCCCAGAAGAAGCUGUGAACUUCAUCUUGUCCUGCCUUGAGGAUGAGAAGAUCCAGACCCGGGAAGGGAAGCCCGCCGUGGACGCCCGCUAUGAGGCGGCCUGCAACCGGCUGGCCAGCAAGGCGGUGCAGCGGGGCUCAGCCGACAAUGUCACGGUCAUGGUGGUGCGGAUCGGGCAGUGAGGGCCGGCACGCGAGGGGCGCUCCAGGUUCACUGUGUGUGUGCACGUGUGUGUUUGUGUACUUCUGCGGGAUUCCCACGCUUGUAAAUAAAGGGUUUUUUGUUUUUGUUUUUUUUU